This is a messenger RNA of Octodon degus (degu), 1188 nucleotides long. RefSeq names its product trafficking protein particle complex 6B (gene Trappc6b). Lineage: Eukaryota; Metazoa; Chordata; Mammalia; Rodentia; Octodontidae. Gene Ontology annotation, biological process: endoplasmic reticulum to Golgi vesicle-mediated transport; regulation of GTPase activity. Bases 483 to 959 code for a protein of 158 amino acids. Gene Ontology annotation, cellular component: trans-Golgi network; cis-Golgi network; TRAPP complex. The transcript is spliced from 6 exons. The record is from RefSeq and is a predicted model, not a curated record.
GGAGAAAUUCUCGUCAAAUUCUCCUAAGUUUCACAGCCAGUCAAUCAAUAGAAGACGCCUCGCGGACACCUGCGCCUUGUACGGAAGCGGUCUGCGCUGUUGCCAGGCAGCCGCGGCUGCGGGUCUGCGAGCGGAAGCCCGUGACCAUAGAGCUGGCGGAAUGCCGGCCUAGAGCGGACCGGAAGUGGUCCCCCGCCCAGGGCGGUGCGGGGCUCAACUGUCUGCGGCUACUUCGGGCCGCUGGCUGUCAGACCCUUCCUGUGGGCCCUAGGCCUUGAGUGCCCCAGGGUGGCCUUCCCCCCAGGUACCGGCUGACUCGGUCGCGGCCUUCGGGAGACCCAGUGCAACCUUCAGUCUCUUAGCCAGGGGGACAGAGCCGCCGAGUGGGGAAGUGCGGCGCCCGCCUAGUCGCUGCGGCGCUGGCCGGAACCACCCGGCGGCCCGAACGACAGCUGACACCCGGACCGGGAAGAAGAGCGGAAAUGGCGGACGAGGCGUUGUUUUUGCUUCUCCACAACGAGAUGGUGUCGGGAGUGUACAAAUCCGCGGAGCAGGGGGAGGUGGAAAAUGGGCGAUGUAUUACUAAGCUGGAAAACAUGGGGUUUCGAGUGGGACAAGGAUUGAUAGAAAGGUUUACAAAAGAUACUGCAAGGUUCAAGGAUGAGUUAGACAUCAUGAAGUUCAUUUGUAAAGAUUUUUGGACUACAGUAUUCAAGAAACAAAUUGAUAAUCUAAGGACAAAUCAUCAGGGUAUCUAUGUGCUUCAGGACAACAAAUUUCGUCUGCUUACUCAGAUGUCUUCAGGAAAACAGUAUUUAGAGCAUGCAUCUAAGUAUCUAGCAUUUACAUGUGGCUUAAUCAGAGGUGGUUUAUCAAACUUGGGAAUAAAAAGUAUUGUAACUGCUGAAGUCUCUUCAAUGCCUGCUUGCAAAUUUCAGGUGAUGAUACAGAAGCUGUAAGCAUACUGAAGUGCAAGACUUCCACUGUGUAAAGACAUAAAUUAUUCAUGUGUAAAGCAUUUCAAGUAAUAAUGAUUUAAUUACAUUGUUGGAUGUUUGUACAGGAGUAAGAGUGUAUUUUAUCAAUUUAAUGCAGACUAACAAAGCAAAGGGCCAUUCUACCACAGGAUAAACUUUAAUGGAAUUGUUCAAAAUGGAAAGUUGAUUUCAAGUAACUAGACACCAAAAU